Messenger RNA from Hyla sarda, 3774 nucleotides. It is a transcript of the gene FAM131B, whose product is annotated as family with sequence similarity 131 member B. The record is from RefSeq and is a predicted model, not a curated record. NCBI's taxonomy places the organism in Eukaryota, Metazoa, Chordata, Amphibia, Anura, Hylidae. Bases 755 to 1717 code for a protein of 320 amino acids. The transcript has 7 exons.
UACCACUGAUCCACACAGCCAAGGGUGACAGGUUACAAUACAGAUGUAGCAGAGCUGACUAUGUACUGCAGUGUUUGUGCUGCACUGUGUGAGAGCACCUUGCGGUGACUUGUGCCCAAUGCUAAACUCAGCUCUACUACAUUGAAGCCACAUUGCAGCAGAAGCGAAGCCUGAGAUAUCCGCAGCCCCCCAAAAAGGCAUCUUUGAAGGCAGCUGGGGAUCUCCAAAUAGACAGCACUGAGGCAAAGAGACAGCGAGCGGUGUGGAUGUGACAGCUCAGCUCUCCCAGCUGUUUCCUCCCCCUCAGCCAAUCCUCACGCCUUCUGUUUUUGAGUCUCAUCCUCCUCCCCCGCCCUGGGCUGCUGGUCCCUGAGCAUCCCUGAGAAAGAGAGGGAGCGAGAGAGAGAGAGAGAGAGAGAGAGAGAGAGAGAGGGGGAGGAGAAAGAGAGAGAGAGGGAGACAGGAGAGAGGGCUGCGUCUGCUCGUCACGUCCGGAGACAUCCCAGAAUGAUCCCAGAUCCGAGACCCCAGUGACGGGAACCUCCUCCGUGCAUCCCCCCCUCUCUCCUCCUCUCCUCUUUUUUCCUUCUUUCCCCCCUUUCUCCAUCCUUUCCUCUGCCCCUUCCUCAAUCCUUUCAUCCUCUCCUCGUAGCCCUCACCUUUCUCCAUCCGUCACCCCAAGUAUCGUCUGUCUGUCGCCCCCCAACCCGUCAGCUCCGCACAUCCACAGCAUCAAUCCCACUCAGUGAUCAGCAUGGGCUGCAUCGGAUCUCACAGUCCAGGCAGUGAAGGGGCAACAUUGGACUGGAAAGGGUUUAAAGAUGCAGACCAAGGAACAAUGGAGAACAGCUCGGUCCACGGAAGCAGCACUCACAGACCAUCCAAUGAGACACGAACAGACUUUUCCUGGGACGGAAUUAAUUUCUCAAUGGAAGACACAACCUCGAUCCUUCCUCGAUUGAAGAGACACUCUAAUGCCUAUGGAAUUGGUGCUCUCGCCAAGUCCUCAGUCAAAGGGGUCUCCCGAACGAUGAAGGAUCACGUGACCAAGCCUACAGCGAUUGGCUCAGGACGUGUUGCUCAUAUGUUAGAAUGGCAAAGCUGGGCUCAACCAACGCCUCCGCCCAUGGAGAACACUCGAAUGGACAGUGACGCUUACUCUGACCUGAGUGAUGGCGAGAAGGAGGCGAGGUUCCUGGCCGGUGUUAUGCAGCAAUUUGCGAUCUCUGAGGCAACGCUAAUGGCCUGGUCGUCCAUGGAUGGGGAAGAAGAAAGUGUCAAUUCCAACCAGGAAAGACAGAGUGAAACUUACCAAGAGCUGCUGGAGAACCAGGACAACCUUGCACAGACACACUCUGACUGCUGGCCACAUUCAUACGUGUCACAAGGACUCUACUGUCUGGGCUCCUCCGAAGCAUGGGCCAGCAGUGAGCAGUCACUGACAGUAUCCCCGGCACCCACAGGGGUUGUAACCACAAAUCCUGGACCUGAGCUUGAAGACAGACAGCUUGAAAACAUCUGUGAGAUUGCCCCUCAGUUACUGCACUCCAAAAUAUCCCCUUCAGAAGAAGACGAUGCUGUCUGCCAUGACUUUCAGUCUCUUUCCCCGCCACGUGAGGACUUCGAGAGCCCCCCACACAGCCGGAAGGUGUCAGAUGUUGCCACAUCAGGGGUGCAAUCCGGAGAUGAAGAGGAAGAAAGAGAAGUGGAAAACUAAGUCACUGAGGGGAUCUGGAGGAAGGAAAUGAUUAAGAGCAUAGCCGUGUGGCAUCUGGGCGGGGUCAUUUAUCAACACUACCCGCAGGGUAAAUGGCAGCUAGAUGGAGUACCUAGUCCCCCAGGACAAAAACUAACGUUUUGCUGCUCUCCAACCAUUUGCACUCAAGAAAUGCACCCAGUCUGUAAUGCGGCAUGGUGCCCACCAUUGAAAUCUUAGGAAUGUUGGGUUCCAUAACCUUAAAUCAAUAGUCUAUGGUGUUUCCAUGCUGCCCCAGUCCUCUUCAGAGCAACUGAUGCUGGAAUUCGCACAGUGGGCCAAACCAUUAGACAGAUGAUAGGUACCAUUGUUCUCAAUUUUUUCCUAUUUUCAUUCAAUGAUCCAUAUUUUUUCCAACCUUUAUGCCUGGGAAUUCUUAAAUAUGCAUUUACUAGCCUCAGAUCAUACAACAAAAUGUGGUCAUAUAUAGUCCACAACCUCCUCAAUGUCUAUAGACUAUUUUAGGCUAUAUUCUCCCAACACAGAACUAUGGCCUAACAGAUCCUUUAAAGCAGAUCACACACAACAUCGGCAAAGCUUAUAAAAUCCAGUAAAUGCUUUUUUUUUAACCCUUAAAUCAACAACCAGAUGUGGCCAUAUGUGAUCUGCUAUUCCCUUCAAAGUACAUAGUCAUCUAUAGGCUGUGUUCAGUUACCUCCCAGUGCUAUAGUAUAACACAGCCCCCUAAUGCAAUACAGGCUUCAUAGUUGUAUAAUAAGCCCCCAACUUUUUCACAUUUUAUAGUUUUUCUUCAUAGGAACCAUUGUCUUCCUAGUCUUCUUAUAGGUCCUACUGAUGUACUUAAAUAACAGCCUGGGCUGCCCAUACAUACUGUAGUACUUGGCCCCUUUUAGAGCAAUAGACUCUCCAUAUAUGUACAAUGAGCCACCAUUAUAACACCAUGUUCUAAAAAAAACUUUCAUGAAAUUAUGUUGAUUUUUUUUUAAUGCUUACAAUGCACAAAUGAGAAGCAAAACAACAGCAUCAAACCUUACGAAGGAAAAAACUCCAGAUGCUUUAAAAGGGAUCCCUUUUCUCUAUUGAUGCUAUUUUCUUGCUCCGGGAUCCACUGGGUUACAGCUGUCACAAUGAUCCAUGGAUUUAGAAAAAAUAUAAACUCUGUUUUCAUGCCUAAGUCACAUGUUCGCACUUUACUGCCCCCUGUUGGCAGCACAUUGAAUUGAUAAAUGACCCCCAGCCCAUGAGAGUGUGAAAUAGUGGGCAUCAAGGAUUGGAAAAGUGGCGACUAAGAUGCGAUGUGCAAAAAGAGACACAGGCUGUCUGUCUGCCCUACCACCACCGCAGAAACGUCUUCCUAUGUUGUCCAAGAGAUGAGGACCACCUCGCACCCCUCCCAUACUCAUCUGUGAUAAGACAAAUCCAAGACACAAAGCAGUUCUGGUGAUGCCCUCUCCUGAAGUUCGCAUUUCUAAAAUAAGAGACAGGCUCAGGUGGUGGAAAGAAAGACUGCUCGGUUUGGGGAGGUCUCGCAUGCCUUAAAGUGACCUCCUUAAAGCAUCCUGAAAUCAUUGCCAAACCCCCCCCCCUCCCCCCCAAAAAAACUUGUAUCUGCAUUCCUGCCAAAGACCCCAGAGCAUUGCUUCAUUAACCCUAUUACCUGCCAAAAAUGUAAAGGGCAUUGUAUUUCAUCGUCUUGCCAACUGUUUCCAUGCCAACCCUACAAAAAUUUACAUGCCGGGCAUUUUACAGCAUCCAUGUUAUAUCUUUUUUGUUUUAAAAUUGAUUGUCUUAUUUUCUGGCUUGCUGGCAAAAUUUAUUCACAGAAUUAAGUUAUUAAACCCAAAUAGAUCUACCUGCAGAGCAUUGGUCUGACAACACAGUUUUGCAAAAAAUUGCCUACAGGGUAAUGAUGUAUUCUUCCUUGUGGCAAAGACCUGCAGAGCAUCAUGGCACUGACCUCUUGUUCUUGGCCCAUAAACCCACCCUGCGGUACUGCUGGUACUCCCCUGGUACUGCUGAGUAUACUCAUUGGGGGAGAUUUAUCAAAACCUGUCUAG